AUGCCCGCAGUGAUCGUCGAACCUAGACCGCCUUCCUCGACAGAUACCGAAGAAAACUUAGUGGGCCGCAAGGAAAGUCUGUAUUUUGAUGCCAACGAGAAUGGAGACGGUCUCGAGGCUUUCUCGACCCCUCCUGCGGGGGCAACGCUUGUAGGCACCACGGAAGACCGCUUCUACUGCCAACCGGGCCGCCGUCCCCCAAAGCCGUUUCAAAAGUGGAUGAGAACACUCCACAAGCGCGUGCUGCGGCAGCAGGAAAUCCUCGGCUACGAUGGCAGCGUCCCGGGCGGAAUGGUCACGGGAGACCUGGGCUCGGACUUCCGGCGGUCUGAUCGCCACCACCAUCGACACUCGUCCUCCGACUCCUCGCUCGCCUUCGUCACGGCCGUCAAGCCCGCCAGCCUGUCCGUGACCGGCAUCAGCCUCUUGACCCGCUCGCGCAAGACGACGAUCCGGUCGGCGCGGGGAUCGCGCGGCCCGCGCACGGCGGAGGAGCAGCGCAGUAGCAGGGCGUCCUUGUCUGUCAUGUCUGGGCCGCGCAUGUCGGAGGAUAGUGGGAGUUAUAGCCUGCCUGAGAAACCGGCGCCGGUGGAUCCUGCGGUGGUCGAACGCGCGUUGCAGAGGAGGAGGAUUCUCGAGGAGUUGAUCAGUACUGAGGAGGGGUAUAUUGGGGAUGUGCGGUUUCUGAUGAAUGUCUACGUCACCAUACUCGCUUCCCUUCCCACGUCCCCCGCGGGUCUGCGGUCAACGGUCAACCGCAACCUGACGGACCUCAUCGAGCUGCACGAGGAGGUCCUCGGGGAACUGCACCGCGCGGUUCCGGACUCGGAGUACACGCAGCUCGACCUACCGACCCCACCGGCGACGUCGAUGAAGCAAUCGAAUGCGUCUCUUCAGGGGCACCGGCGUUGGAGGAGUCUCGAUGCUGUUCCGGAAGGCCGGGACGAGGUGUCGUGGUUGCGAGACGUCCCCGGGAUGGUAGCGGAACCGCAGGCGGCCGCAGAGGUGGCGAGGGUCUUUCUGAAAAGGAUGAACCGCUUCUUUGUGUACGAAGAAUACGGCGCAAAGUAUGAGAUGAUGAUCAAGGACAUCGCCGCGGCGUAUCGGACGAUGCCCGGGUGGGCUUCGUACCAGAAAGGGCUGGAAGUUCUAGCGUCGUCGUUGACUUCGGCGGAAAGUUGUGACGACCAGGCAAGGAGAGCGCUGACGAUUGGCGAUCUGCUCGUCAAGCCGAUCCAACGGGUGUGCAAGUAUCCGUUGUUGUUCUCCGAGCUCCUGAAGCAUACCCCCGUGAUCGAUUGUCCCUAUUCACACAUGGAAAUUGAGAAUACGCUUAUUCGGCUCCGCGAGGCCACGGCGGAGAUCAACCGAGCGACAAACGAUUCCCAGGCCAAGUGUGUUCUCGAGAAGACUUGGAUCCUCCAGGACCGGCUUGCGUUCCCAGACAGACAACUCGAUACCGCUUCGAGAAACCGAAUCCGGUCGUUUGGUCAUCUUCGAUUAUGCGGCGCGCUGCAUGUCUGCUGGCAGACCAAGGACAGCGUCACCGGCCAGUACAUGGUUGCGCUGCUCUACCGAGAUUGGUUUUGUCUGGCUACGGCUGGCCGUAUCGAUCAGAUCUACACUUUGCAAGCGUGUAUCGCUUUGAGCAAUAUCAAGGUGGAAGAAGUGGACAACGGUCGGGGUCUUCAAUGUCAUACGGCGCGGCACUCGUGGAAGAUUGUGUUCUUGUCGGACAACCAGUUGUAUGAGCUCAUCCUAACGGGUUGUUCAGCCAAGGAGGAGUUGGAAUGGCGUGCGCGACUCCGAAACAACAAUCUAGACACCGAGAGCGAUGGGUCGUCUGAUCAGAUGCGGGCUGAGUACUUCAACUUUCUCUCGUUGAACAUCAAGGCCUUGGGCACGGUGUUUAGGAAGCCAGGAACCAUGGCCAGAAAGAUCUCGGUCCAUCGCGCCACCACCAUCGGUCCGAAAUCCCCACUCUGCCAGGUCAUCCUCAAGAACACCAGUGCGGCCAAGGAUACACACAAUUCCAACAACAGCGGUGUUAACUCGCCCAUCAACCGCUCACAAUCUCUUCUCUCCCACAAUAACAGCAACUCCAACCCGUCGGCCCGCAUUCCGGUGCUGGCCCCGGAACGGGCCGAGCGUGCACGGCUUGAGGCACUGCUGUCGGAUGUGUGGACGCGUAAUGUGCUGCCGUUCCCCGGCAUAACGACACGGUCACGGAGUGAACAUCUGGUGCGUGCGUCGGCAUCGUCGAUGAUGCGCAAGUUGAGCGCCGUGAAUAUUACCGGUAGUUUUGGGCGGAGGACGACGAGCCUGGCUACGCCGGAGAAAGAGAAAAACGAGGAGCUGAGGAGUCGGAUGCGUUUUGGGCUGGGUACGGAUAUGACCUCGGUUACGAAGCGGCGGCUCAUGCGGCCGGCGAACUAG
Molecule: messenger RNA, 2436 nt
Organism: Dichotomopilus funicola
Lineage: Eukaryota; Fungi; Ascomycota; Sordariomycetes; Sordariales; Chaetomiaceae
Exons: 9
Coding region: 1-2436 (811 amino acids)
Biological process (GO): regulation of GTPase activity
Cellular component (GO): cytoplasm
Molecular function (GO): guanyl-nucleotide exchange factor activity
Source: RefSeq, a predicted model, not a curated record